Molecule: messenger RNA, 883 nt
Organism: Cucurbita pepo subsp. pepo (vegetable marrow)
Lineage: Eukaryota; Viridiplantae; Streptophyta; Magnoliopsida; Cucurbitales; Cucurbitaceae
Product: heavy metal-associated isoprenylated plant protein 39
Molecular function (GO): metal ion binding
Source: RefSeq, a predicted model, not a curated record
CUUGUUUGGACUCUCAAAGUUUUCAACUAUUUCCCUCUCACUUUCUUUUAUCUAUGGUACCACGGCUGCCCAAACACACACCCUCACUCUCUCCAUCUCUCAGUAACGCCAUACCCCAGCUAUGAAGAAGGUCAUAUUGAAGUUGGAUUUACAUGAUGACAGGGCCAAGCAGAAGGCUUUGAAGACGGUCUCUUCACUUUCAGGGAUUGAUUUAAUAGCCAUGGACAUGAAGGAGAGGAAGCUAACAGUAAUAGGGACAGUGGAUCCAGUGAGUGUAGUAAGCAAACUAAGGAAACAUUGGGCAACGGAGAUAAUCUCAGUAGGGCCAGCAGUGGAGCCCAAGAAGGAAGAGCCGAAGAAAGAUGAACCCAACAAAGAAGAAGAGGGCAAGAAGGAGGAGGCAAGCAAAGAAGGAGAACCCAAAAAGGAGGAGCCAAAGAAGGAAGAGGAGGCGAAGAAAGAAGGCGAAAAGAAGGAAGAAGGGAAGCAAGAACAGGGGCAGCUGGUUGGGACAGUGGCAAUGCCACUGCCUGACCCAGUGAUGGAAAUGGUGAAGGCUUAUAAGGCAUAUAACCCUCACAUGAACACUUAUUAUCAGGUCCAUAGCAUUGAAGAGAACCCAAAUGCUUGUGUUAUUUGUUGAGUGCUACAAUGUCAAUGGAGCCUUUAAGCCAAGGCAUUUUUUGAAUACUAUGUCAAUGGAGCCUUAAUACCCCUUUCAACCUCAACCUAAAGCUCUCCCUUGUACAUAAGAGAACACAAAGAUUAUGCCUUUUUGUUCUUUUGUUUACCCAAUAUUUUAGUUUAUUGUGUAGAAAUAUUCAAUAAAUUUUGUUUAUCUUCGAUUGCAAAUUUGUAAUCCAUGUCUUAAUCUUCGAUUAAA